Poecilia latipinna (sailfin molly) is the source of this 1626-nucleotide messenger RNA. Its product is annotated as protein-serine O-palmitoleoyltransferase porcupine-like. Gene Ontology annotation, biological process: protein palmitoylation; lipid modification; Wnt protein secretion. The transcript is spliced from 13 exons. The coding region runs from base 258 to 1607 and encodes 449 amino acids. Gene Ontology annotation, molecular function: palmitoleoyltransferase activity; Wnt-protein binding. The record is from RefSeq and is a predicted model, not a curated record. Lineage: Eukaryota; Metazoa; Chordata; Actinopteri; Cyprinodontiformes; Poeciliidae. Gene Ontology annotation, cellular component: endoplasmic reticulum; membrane.
AUUUCCGGUGAAGAUUCGCACCAUGAUUUGGUGCAGAUCCAUAAACCCACGAAACAUAAGUUCUUCCUUCUGCCGCAGCCAUUCGGGAUGCUCCGAAAAGGAGGCUUAUGUCAAACUUGGAUAAGUGUGAACGUAGACGAAUAUCUAACUGGUUAGGUUUCAUCGAGACCACUGGGAACAUCUGGUUUAAUCUUGUGGUCGAGAGUUAUCCCGUGUUUUAGGGGAAACCUUGGAGUUUCCCUUCUAGAAAAGAGAGGAUGGACUUCAGCACCAGGCUAAUGAUGUGGCAGGAGCUGGCGGUGAGCUGUGGCUUCACUACGUUACAUCAGAGCCUGCAGCAGGUGUGGCAGCUUCUUCUUCUCUGUCUCGUCUGCAGAGUCUGCUUCAGGCUAGGAGUCUCAUCAGCGGUGAAGCACGUCGCGUCCACAUUGAUCGGGAUGUAUGGCCUGUUCCUGUUCCUGGAGUUGCACAUGGUGUGGGUGCUGCUGCUCAGCAUCAUCUGUUACCUCAGUCUCCUGCUCUGCAGACACUCUAGCAACAAAGGCCUCUUCCUCUCAGUGGUUAUCCUCGUCUACCUUCUCAUUGGAGAGUUGCAUUUUUUUGACAUGGGAACCUGGAAUAAAAUACGAGGUUCUCAGAUGGUGGUGGCCAUGAAGGUCAUCUCGCUGGCCUUCGAGCUCGACAGAAGAAAAGACAACAACCUGCCAUGCCCUGCUGAGUUCCUUGGCUAUGUUUUCUUUGUGGGCACUGUUGUGUUUGGCCCAUGGAUCAGCUUGUCAAGUUACAAAAAUGCACUUAAUGGUCCAAAACUGAGCUACUUGUGGCUGUAUAGUUCCCUCAUCAGACUUGUAAAGAGUCAGAUUUGUCUGCUGGUGUCGACCUGCAUCGCUCCGUAUCUUUUCCCUUUGUUCGUGCCGAUAUAUGGGAACUCUGUCACACAAAAGUGGCUGCGUGCUUACGAGAAUGCAGUGUCCUUCCACUUCAGUAAUUACUUCGUGGGUCAUCUCAGCGAAGGCACCAGCAUGUUGGCAGGAGCAGGUUUCACGGAAGAAAAAGACAACAUCCAAUGGAAUAUGAGGAUAGUGAAGCCCCUGAGUGUGGAAAUGCCUCGCUCCAUGGUGCUGGUCGUGAUAUCAUGGAACAUCCCGAUGUCUCAGUGGUUAAAAACCUAUGUGUUUAAGACCUCCGUGAAACUGGGAACCUUCCCUGCAAUCCUUGUGACAUACACAGCCAGCGCCCUCCUGCAUGGCCUGAGUUUUCACCUGGGAGCUGUUCUGCUCACACUGGGAUUCAUCACAUAUGUUGAACACGUUCUGAGGAAGAAGCUUGCAUACAUCCUUAGUGCCUGCAUUCUGUCCAGGCCCUGUGCGUCUGACUGCAGCCAUCGACACAAGAAGACUGCCUGGGUGCUGUUGCUGAAUCUAGUGUUCAGUUUGCUGGUCAUCUUCCAUCUCACCUACUUGGGCUCCAUGUUUGAUCCUGGAUCUGAUGAACAGGAAGUAGAAGAGGGUUACGCAGCGAUCCAUACCAUUCAGAGGUGGUCCGAGCUGAACUGGGCAAGCCACUGGGUCGUUUUUGCUUGCUGGAUUUUCUAUCGUUUAAUUUAGUGAUCUUGUUGUAGUAGAU